ACUUGUGGCUCUGCCGGGCAACUUCCUAUUUUGUCCGUCCCUUGGCAGUCGCGGGGAGGCAGAGGCAGUCUCCUGCUAAAGCAAACGCCCGUUCUGCAGCUGAGCGUUUUCUGCCCAUACUUACUGAGAAGGAAAUGUUGAGCAAUUUGAUUUGGAUGUUUGUCCUGCUCUGCUGCUCUGUAGCAGAUGAAAACUCUAUCAGAGAUGCUGACAUUUUUCCUUCAUCUCCUGCAAUUGAAAGAGGAUCCUCCCUGGAACUAUCCUGUGUUCUUAGAAAGAACUACAUGCAUCAGAGAAAUGCAAGCCACAUCAUCUGGAAACUGAAUGAUACAUUGAUUGCUCCAGAAAACUAUAUCAUUGUGAAUGAAACUGUAUCUAAUAUAACCAUCCAUAAUUUCAGUUACAGCACAGCUUAUGUGAAUUGUUUCAUGAAGCACCUGGACAAGGAGCUACCUUUGGCUCGCACAGAAGUUAAAUCUGGGUUUCGUCCAGACAUACCAGAAAAUAUUUCUUGCAUUUAUUUCUACGAUGCUAACCUUACCUGUACCUGGAAUGCAGGAAGAGAAACAAGUUUUACAACAAAAUAUACUCUUUACCGAAACCUGACGCAUUCUCCAUAUUCAGUCACACCCUGCCAGAAUGCAACAGAAUCGUGUUCAUUUUUUCCUCCAUCCAAUGCUUAUAGUAAUGAUUUUUGUUUUCAGGUGAAAGCUAAAAAUGUUUUGGGUGAAUCCUCAACAGACUGUAUUCCUAUACCUUUGCAAAAAAUAGAGAAAUUUGCCCCUCCUGAAAUACUUUCAGUUAAAAAAAUCCCUGGUAUAAAGCAGUUACUUACGGUAACCUGGAAAAUGCCUGAGAAGAUUAUCCCUUUAAAACCUAUAAUUUGCCAGGUUCAAUACAGAAACUUGUACUCAAACUUUACCGAAUUUGUCAAUGUCUCACUGAAUUCUAAGAAGGCUAUAGGAUCAUGUAAUCUCACAGGUCUGUGGGACUCCACAGAUUAUUCUGUUGCCAUUCGGUGUAUCAAUAAUGAGUCAGCAUUUUGGAGUGGAUGGAGUGGAGAGAAAAAUGGAAGCACAGAAGAAAAAGCUCCUUCAGGAAAAGUGGAUUUAUGGAGAGUAAUUGAGUCUUCACACUCAUCUAGAAAUAGAUCUGUGCAUCUUAUGUGGAAGCCGUUAAAAAGCUUUCCACCUUCUGGGAGAAUUCUAGGCUACAAAAUACAGUAUUUUCCAGAAAAAAAGACUUCUGUGCGUAAAAGGACAAACAACUCUACUGAAAAGAAAAUCACCUUACUUUUAAAUGAAGAGGCACAUAUAAUAUCUGUCACUGCUUAUAACUCUGCUGGAGAGUCUCCUGAAGCUAUUUUGAGGAUUCCAUCCAUUGAUGAAAAAUCCUCUCAGGUGAUUGAAACAGUGAUGGCUUCUACAACAAAUGAAGAAGUGGUGGUGGAAUGGAUAACCUCUGAACCAGAAACAACCAAAUAUGUGGUUGAGUGGUAUGAGGAAUUGGAGAUGGACCCUUUUGGUAGAUCGUGGCAAUAUGUAUCAAAUUCUACAAAGUGGAAAAAUAACAAAAAAAACUUUAAACCAUUUGUAUGCUAUAACAUCUCAGUGUAUCCUCUUUAUGGAAGGAAUGUAGCAGCUCCAUCUUACACACAAAUCUAUGUUCAAGAAAAAAAGCCAUCAGAAGGACCUGUGGCUGAUACAGGCAUUCUGGGGAAAAAUGAAGUUACAAUAAAAUGGAAUGAGAUUUCAAAGGCUAAAAGAAAUGGAUUUAUCACUAACUAUACAAUAUUUUAUAAAUCUGAAGAUGGAAAGGAAUUGAAUGAAACAGUGAACUCUGACGUUCUGCAAUACAGACUGAAGUCCUUGCAGGCUAAUACACAAUAUACUGUUCAGAUCAUGGCAAGCAACAGAGCUGGUGGAACCGUUGGAGAUCAAAAAACCUUCAAGACUUUGAAAUUUGAUAAAGAAGAUUUCUUUUUUAUUGCUAUACCUGUUGGGAUAAGUGUGUUGUGUCUGAUAGGCCUUUGGAUAACAUGUGUUUUGAAAAAACAUGCGUUUAAAAAGGUUUGCUGGCCUGAUAUACCAAAUCCUGAAGAGAGCCUUGCAGUGGAAUGGCCUCUUGCUAUGAAUAAUUCAUUUUUGAAGAGAGUGUCAUCUCAGACUAAAACUGUAAACCCUGAAGACAUAAGUGUUUUAGAAUAUUGUUUUCCUGAAGAAAGUCAGGAAGGAUCACUACUAAUAAAUUAUGAAAACCAUGUUUCUGAAUGUACUGAUAUUAAUACAAAAGACAUAACUAACGGAGAUGAAAAGAUACUGUGUAAUGAAGAGAAUGAAGUUGCUAAAUGUUUUUCUCCAUCCAUGCCUUAUAUACUUGCUGAGCAAUUUACCAGAAGUCAAAUGCAUUCAGCUUUGAUACCAGCGAAGGAAGUCCAACCCAUAGAAAUGGUUGCAAAUGAUUUGUGUGGAUCCCAACAGAAUCCAGUUAAAAAUGAAGAAAAUUAUGAUGAAGAAGUUUUAAAGCUGGAAGAUUUCAGUGACAAAGCACUGUUCAAUCCAUACCUUAAAAAUUCAGUUAAAACAAGGGAAUUUCUUGUUUCUGAGAGCCUGCCAGAACACAGUACGGACGAACACAAAAGCCAGUCAAGCGUCUUAUCUCCUUUUCAACCAGAUGUGCCAGGACAAUCAUACAUAACACUGGACAUGUUCAGGCUGGCCAAAGCUCAGUAGUAUGAGAAAACUCCAUGGUAAAAUCCUCCUGUGAGAUAUCCCUUGGCUCUGCUGCUCAUAGCCAUUCGUAUGUUCUAACGUGGCUGAUCCUCAGUUAAUUCGGAUGGGAGCACCCUCUUCCUUCAAAUAGCUGUGAAGUAAUUUUUUACACUGUGUGUGUGCACGUCAGAGUUCAGUUUCAGUGUGGAUGUUUGAGGUUUUAGUUGGUUUGGUUUUUUGUUUUGUUUUUUUACCAGACAUGCCAGUAGUGGGGCAAAAGAAAUAGCUUUUGUUAUUUUUUCUUAGUUGUCCUGUAUCAGCCUGCUAAAACAAACUGAUAUUUGCUGCAGGAGCAUCCAGCAGUACAAGCAGCACAUCUCUUUCUCCCCACAUGACCAGUUCGCAAGGCUCAGCUUUGAUGGGAAACAUGGGCGAACUUGCACAGAAUCAGAAUCUGCUGAAUCCUUCCUUCAGUUACAUGAAGCAGAAAUCCUUUCCUCUUCUUACUUCCCUUGAUUGUUUUUUUAUCUGGUUUUAUAUAUCAUGUUCCUCUUGUUUUACAAAUAUUUUCUAGAUUUCAGUAGUUGUCUUUUUGUAUCCUGACUCUUGAAUUAAUGGUUUGGCUUAUAGUUUCUUGUCUUUAAUGAGAGUAUAUUUGCUAUGUUAGCUGCAUUUUGGAAAAUGUGUUAUGCUUACUAUGUUGCUUCCUUUCCUUUCCCAUGUUUUUAAUAGUUCUCAGCAUUUUGUGCUGGUUUUGUUUCUCCUGUUUGUUUCCUGCUUUUAAAAACUGCUUACUGAAGGAUUACUUCUUAUCUUCUUGUUCCUGUGCUUCUAAUUUGUUUCAAUUUAAAACUGCAUUUCCCAGUUGAGAUUUUGAUAUUUUGAACUGAAAAAAAAUCAACUAAAUAUGACAUCUUGUGUUAGAAUAAGCACUGAGUUAGGAAAUUAUUUUUCAGGGAGGUAAUGAAAAAACACUAAGUAUAAAAUCUUCACAGAUAUUCUCUAGUAAUUGAUUUAGGAUUAGGUGUUUCUGCAUGAAGGAUAUAACGUUUGUCAUUUGUUUUAUGAUUUUGUUAAAUCAUAAAUCUAGUUGUAGUUUCCAUUUCACAAAUCAGCAGUAAAUUAAUUAUUUAGCAGUAAUUAAGCAGUAAAAUACUCGAUCACACUAAUUUUUUAACAAGAAAGAGGCCAUUAUUGAAAAACUCUUAAUGACAUAGUCUUCUAAAUAACAGAUUUUAAAAGAUGCAGAGUCUAAGUAAAUUGUAUUAGAAGGGGGUGUUCAGUGUGACACAUAUGGGGGAUAAGGUAAUUUUAAGACUUUGAACUAUUUUUACAUCGCUUAGGGGCUUGAUGUCAUUAGUCUUGUUUGCACAGGGUUGUAGUUUGCACAACAACAGAUUUCUUCCAGGGUAAAAAAGAUACAGGAGUUAUGGGGAUAGAAAAUGUGAGACAAAUGUGAAUAGGAUUAGAAAGCCUUUCCUUGACGUGCAGGAAGAAGAGUGAAAGAAUGGAAAAUCCAUUGUAAGCAUGAAUGAGGAGGCUGAGCCUUUCCCUGGGUGCAGUGGCUAUUGCAUUGUUUUGGGGAAAACUGUGUGAAGUUUUGCACUUAGGAUCUUUUUUUUUUUUUUUUUUUUAUAGUUUGGAAGCUGCUAUAACUUAGAACAAUGUUCCUCCCAUUGCCCAGAAAGGAUGGGUAAACAAUUUCUUCAAAUGUUCCUUAUCCAGAAACACUGAUUUCCCUCUCUCAUGUUUGUUGGAUCACUUUCUCAACCACAGUGCUCCAAGAUGAAAUGCAUAUAUAUUUGCUCUUAUAAGCCCUUGAGCAUUUAGGUAAGACAUACUCUGAAAUUAGUACAAAGCUUUGGUUAGAUCAGUGCUUUUUUCUGCUGCUUCAGUUGAUUCUGGACUUCUCACUCACAGCUAUGUUAUUGUCUCCCCGGGUUCAGAACUCACUGAUUCCAUCACAGCAGUUUUUUCCCUUAAAUCUCAGGGUUUGUUUUAAUAUCACAAUAUAUAAAAAUAAACACAUGCAGAGAUAUUUUGGGCCUUUAUAGAAAUUGUUUAACAGCCAUAUGAAAGCUGCAUAUUCUGAGUUGCAUGUUUGAGACAGGUAAAAAGUGAAAAUAAUGCAACCUUUAAGGGAUCACUAGAAAGGGGAGGUUCUUGCUAGGUGGCAGGUUAUCCUUGUAACAAUUCUUAGGUUUUGGAGAGUGAGUAUAUCCUUCUUUUUUAUCCUUUAUUUCCUUCCCUAUUGAUAUUCUGCUUUUUGCUCCUCAUUUUUCUG
Messenger RNA from Sturnus vulgaris (Common starling), 4995 nucleotides. Its product is annotated as interleukin-31 receptor subunit alpha. Gene Ontology annotation, molecular function: RNA helicase activity; nucleic acid binding; ATP binding. NCBI's taxonomy places the organism in Eukaryota, Metazoa, Chordata, Aves, Passeriformes, Sturnidae. The record is from RefSeq and is a predicted model, not a curated record.